UGUGUUCUCCGGCUGUGUGUGUGUGUGUGUAUGUUUGGUAAACAUGAGUGACAUGCUGUUCUCUUCAAUGCAGAUAAGCCAAGAGUGUACCAGGGCGUCCGAGUGAAGACCACGGUUAAAGAACUGCUGCAGAGGCUCAGAGCCCGGGAGGCCAACAGCAAAAAAGUUAAAACGAUAUCCCCGGCUGUCUUGGAACUUCAGGAUCUUUGCGCGUCCACUUUCCCAAGUCGCUAUGUGGAACCUCAUCCAGCGGUUCCCCAAGCGGACACGAGCGGCUGUAACGCGCGAGCCCUCCAGCUGUGCACCGCCGCGUUCCCGGUCCCUGACAGCUCCUACAACAUCCAGAUGCAAGAGGGCACCUUUAACGACAGCCAGCAGCAAUUUGGGGACAUGACGUUGCCCGGCAACGGCUAUAGCGUCAACAGCAGCAGCAGCACUGGCGGCGGCGGCAGCAGCGGCGGAUACAGCGCCUCCCUGCCUCCCCUUCACACCUUCCCGCUGUCCUGGUGCCAUGGACUCUCCUCAGAUGCGGACUAUUAUGACCAUGGGAUGGCUCCCUGCUCCUCACCAGAGUCUCUGAAGCUCUGCAGCCCCACAGAUAACAACAGCUACUCGCCACAGGACUCUUUCUCCUCUUCCUCAUCCUCCUGUUACGACUCACCCACCAGGAUGGAGCCCAGCCACCACGGCUUCACCUCAGAGCACUACCACUACCAGCACUGCAACCUCCAGGACUGUUACAGCCUGUCCCACUGUUGGCCAGGCCAGCAGGAGAGCUACUCUGCCCCUGAACACGCACCUUACUACCCCUCCACAGACCACCUGUACACCUGCUCCGCGGAAGAGAACUAUUUUAAGCGAGAUUUGCAGAUGAGCUCCGAAAUGUGUUACAAUGUACUAUGAUGAGACCUUCAGCAGUAUUGUUUUGUCUUUAUUUUUUAUUCUUGCAAAUAGGAUGCUCUUCAAGUACUCGAUAAGGUGACGCUGUCUGCUUGAUGGUCCGCUUUGCAUUUCAGUGUGUGCUUUUGCUUGGGUAGAGUGAAUAUGAUGAAUGCUGAAUGGAUGGAGAGGCUGAUAUUUUUGUAUCGAUGAUUCUUUUUUUACAACUUAAAUUUAUUUUCAUACAUAUA
Molecule: messenger RNA, 1130 nt
Organism: Scomber japonicus (chub mackerel)
Lineage: Eukaryota; Metazoa; Chordata; Actinopteri; Scombriformes; Scombridae
Gene: pou2af3
Product: lnc RNA pou2af1
Exons: 4
Coding region: 346-903 (185 amino acids)
Source: RefSeq, a predicted model, not a curated record